UUUUCUUUCACUCGCGCGAGUCGGUGAAUUACAAAGAAAUACACAGAAAGAGCUUCGUUUACGUUAACGAUCGAGCUGUUCUUCUUCUCCAACGCAUUCUUCCUUCCGAAAACCCUAAUUUUCAAAAAAGGAUUCAAUCUCUCCACUCCUGCACUGAAGAUCAGGAGUUCGGGUUCGAAAUUCUGUUGAAUUUUUCGACAGUUUCGGUGGAUUUUCAGUUGCUCGGGUUUGAAUUAGGGUUUUAGAUAUGCAGACCGAGUUCAAUUGGAUGCCGGAUCGGUAAUGCAGGGUUUUGAUCACUAUCGUUGCGUGGAUUUCGAUUCCUUCAAGUGAAGGGAAGCAUGGCGCAGAGUAACUGGGAAGCAGAUAAGAUGCUUGAUGUUUAUAUUUACGAUUAUUUGCUGAAGAGAAAUUUGCAUGCUUCUGCGAAAGCCUUCAUGACUGAAGGGAAGGUCGCUGCUGAUCCAGUAGCCAUUGAUGCUCCUGGUGGUUUUCUCUUUGAAUGGUGGUCUGUGUUUUGGGACAUUUUCAUUGCAAGGACGAAUGAGAAACAUUCUGAAGUUGCUGCAGCUUACAUUGAGGCACAACAGAUGAAAGCUAGGGAGCAACAACAACAGAUUCAAAUGCAGCAGUUGCAACUUAUGCAGCAACGGCAUGCUCAAUUGCAGCGAAGGGAUGCUAGUAAUCCUUCACUCGGUGGUCCAAUAAAUGCUAUAAACUCUGAAGGAAUGUUAGGGCAAUCCACUGCCAGUGUUUUGGCCGCAAAAAUGUACGAGGAACGUAUGAAACAUCCACAUUCGAUGGAGUCAGAGUCAUCCCCACAACUACUUGAUGCCAGUAGAAUGGCACUUCUGAAAUCAGCAUCCAACCAUCCCGGCCAGUUAGUCCAAGGUAAUCCGGGCAGCGUGUCUGCAGCAUUGCAGCAAAUGCAGGCGCGAACUCAACAGACCACUGACAACAAAGGUGAUGUCAACUUGGGUGCAGCUCAACGAUCUCUGCCCAUGGAUCCAUCAUCAAUCUAUGGACAGGGCCUUCUGCAUUCAAAAUCUGGAAUAGGUAGCGCAGGAUUGAACCAAGGUGUCAGUGGUCUUCCAUUAAAGGGUUGGCCUUUAACUGGCAUUGACCAACUACGGCAAAAUUUAGGCCCACAAGUACAGAAGCCUUUUCUACAGUCAUCAAAUCAGUUUCAGAUUUUGACGCCACAGCAGCAGCAGCAGCUCCUGGCACAGGCUCAGGCGCAGGGAAGUCUUGGGAGCUCACCUAAUUAUGGAGAUUUGGAUCCUCGAAGAUUUAGGCUUUUACCUAGGGGUAGCUUGAAUGGGAAAGAUGGUCAGCCCACAGGAAAUGAUGGUUCUGUAGGCUCCCCAAUUCAAUCAAGCUCACCAAAGGUCAGAUUAGGUCCACAGGAUCAAGCAGAAUUUCUUGUGAAGAUGAAGAUCUCCCAGAUGAAUCAGUCCUCUGCUCAGCAACAACAGGACCAACUACAGCAGCAGCAGCAGCAAUUACAACAGGUUGUACUUAAUAACAGAAAACGGAAACAACCAUCUUCUUCUGGAGCUGCAAACAGUACUGGUACGGGAAACACAGUUGGCCCUUCUCCUAACUCCCCACCAUCAACCCCAUCCACUCAUACACCUGGCGAUGGAGUGGCCAUGGCAGGAACUUUGCAACAUGUGAACAGUAUGUCCAAAAGUUUAAUGAUGUAUGGUACAGAUGGAACUGGCGGACUUGCAUCAUCUUCAAAUCAGCUGGAGGACAUGGAACACUUCGGAGAUGUUGGAUCCUUGGAAGAUAAUGUGGAAUCAUUUUUGUCGCAUGACGAUGGAGAUGCAAGGGACAUAUUUGGUACAUUAAAAAGAAGUCCUACAGAUCACAGUAAUGAGUCUGCAAAGGGUUUUUCCUUUAGUGAAUUUGGUUGUAUACGUACAAGCAAUAGCAAAGUUGUCUGCUGCCAUUUUUCUUCAGAUGGAAAAUUUCUGGCUAGUGCUGGGCAUGAGAAGAAGGCUGUUCUUUGGAAGAUGGAUACACUGGAAACAGUGAGUACUCCAGAAGAACACACUCUUAUCAUUACAGAUGUACGUUUUAGGCCAAGUACAACUCAGCUGGCAACAUCUUCUUUUGACAGAACCGUGCGACUAUGGGAUGCAGCGGAGCCAAGCUAUUGCUUGAACACGUAUACUGGUCAUGGGUCACCUGUGAUGUCAUUAGAUUUCCAUCCAAAGAAGACUGACAUCUUCUGCUCGUCUGAUGGUAAUGGUGAAAUCCGCUUCUGGAAUAUCAGUCAGUCCUCGUGCAUCCGCAUGUCUACGCAGGGAGGUACAGCACAAGUGAGAUUUCAGCCUAGGCUUGGGCAUCUUCUUGCAGCAGCAGCAGAAAAUGUUGUCUCCAUUUUUGACAUCGAGGCAGAUAGGCAGACACUCUCACUACAGGGGCAUACUAAAGAGGUGCACUCUGUUUGCUGGGAUGCAAAUGGGGAUUAUUUGGCAUCUGUUAGCCAGGACUCAGUGAGGGUAUGGUCCUUAGCAUCAGGAGAGUGCAUUCAUGAGCACAGCUCCAAUGGGAACAAGUUCCAUUCUUGCGUUUUCCAUCCAAAUUAUUCUACCCUCUUGGUUAUUGGGGGGUAUCAGUCUUUGGAGUUGUGGAACAUGGCCGAGAACAAAAGCUUGACCGUUCAAGCACACGACGGCUUGAUUGCUGCAUUGGCGCAAUCCCCGGUUACUGGGAUGGUUGCUUCCGCAAGCCACGACAAGUCUGUUAAGCUAUGGAAAUAGAUGGUCCCGGCAGUUGUGUGGUGGAUAUUGCUGUAUCUUUUUGAGCAGAUGGCAUCCUCAGUUCUCAGCACUGAUUCAAAUAUAGUAAGAAAAGGAAGAAAUAGAAAUGGUUGUCUUGUGUUUGA
Magnolia sinica is the source of this 2896-nucleotide messenger RNA. RefSeq names its product transcriptional corepressor LEUNIG_HOMOLOG-like. Bases 342 to 2771 code for a protein of 809 amino acids. The transcript has 18 exons. Gene Ontology annotation, molecular function: transcription corepressor activity; protein binding. The record is from RefSeq and is a predicted model, not a curated record. Lineage: Eukaryota; Viridiplantae; Streptophyta; Magnoliopsida; Magnoliales; Magnoliaceae.